AUGCCAGACACCCACAGCGGGAAGCCUACAGGGUUGUUGCCCUGCCCCAUCACUGAAAAGGACUUUGAUGGGGCACAGUUAGAAGAAAACCCCAGUCCAAUCGAUCCUCUCGGCGCUCUGCUCGCCGCCCCUCUCGCUCGGCGGCCGUGCGCCUGCGCAGGAUGCGCCAAGAUGGCGGCGGCGCCGGGUGGCCUGCAGGAGGAGGCGCUGAGGCGGAAGGAGCGGCUGAAGGCCCUGCGGGAGCGCACCGGCACAGCCGCCAGGCAGAAUAAGGAGGAUGGUCCACCCGAGGCCAAGCAGUUCAGAGGCGAUGCUGAAGAGGCAGAGACCGCAAAACACAAUGAGCUCAAGUUGCGGAAUUACGCGCCAGAAGAUGAAGAGCUCAAGCUGCGGGUGGUGCCUCAAGCCAAGCCAGCCUCAGUGGAGGACAAGGUGAAGGACCAGCUGGAGGCCGCCAAGCCCGAACCCAUCAUCGAAGAAGUGGAUUUGGCAAACCUUGCGCCCAGGAAGCCCGACUGGGAUCUGAAGCGAGACGUUGCCAAGAAACUGGAGAAGCUUGAGAAGCGAACGCAAAGGGCCAUUGCCGAGCUAAUCAGGGAGAGGCUCAGAGGCCAAGAGGAGAACUUGGCAUCGGCGGUCGAUGCAGCAAAGCAGGAUGGAAGCGACUCGGACUGAGGCAGCCGAUCGAGUAGUCUCUGGGAGACUAAUUCCCGUGGUGUGAGGCAGGCCUCAACCCAGAUGACUCGUGAAGAAGCUUUUUUAGUUCUCCCCUGGAUGCUACCCCCCCUACUCUGCCCCCCCCUCCCAACAAGCAACCCUGACAUGCCUGGUGUGAAUCCAAGGGGGUUUGGGGGGGGGGGUGUUUCAGGCUUCAGCUCUCUUUCCAGGCAGGCACCGGCUGGUGUUAAAAGCCAGUUCAUGGGGGGGAGGCAGAGCAUCAUCUUGGAGGUUUGUUCUGUGGCAAGAAACAACAGAGAAGAUCAGGGGGAUAGGAAAAGAAAUUAAGGGGGAAAGGCCAUUUGUUUUCAAAGCUGUGAGUGUUGCAGACACCCUCUGAGCUAAUCCCAGUACUCCAAAAGAAUGGCAGCGGAACAGCCAAAGAGAACCCACGGGUGACUGUUGUGCAAAAAAGGGACAGAAAGAGAACCAGCGGGCUGAAUCCAGAAGAUCCGGAGCUUUCCCCCUUUUCUCAGAGCCUUCCAUUGCUGGGACACGCUGUUUCCACCAAACCAAGGCUCCUUGCCCGAGAGGAGGGCUCCCUUUUUUGUGGAAUAGACUCUGUGGAUCUGCCCCAUAACUACUGAAAUCAUUCUGUUGGCGUUGCACCUGUAAGGAAUAGCAUAUAAGCAGCUUCCAUCAACUAAUAAAGUUAAUUGGCAGUGUCAUCCUCCAAAGAGUUAGACCCUUCCCACUCCAUUGAAGUCACUGGGCUCAGGAGGGCUUAACCGAUAGGAAAAGAAGGUGAGAUGCUUUGUGCAGCUCCCUGGCUCUUGUGAGCUGGACCCCGGAUUCUGCCCACAGAUCUCUCUCUGGCUGCUGCUCGACAGCUGUGAGAAGCUCCCAUCCGAGCCUCCCUUAGGCACACAGACUCCUCGUAUGCGCUGAAUCCCCCAGUCCUGUAGUCUCCAGCCUACUGCUGGCAGACUUAAGUACUGGGUGGGUGGGGUACUCACAACGGUGGGUGCUAAGAGCAGUAGCUAAACUUUGCCACUGCUCUUCCCCAUCCAUUCCGAUCUAUUUUAAGUCUUUGGAGAUGUGGUAGGGAAAGUGUCAGUCUCCUGUUUGUGCCUGCCCCUUUCCAUCUCGCGAGCGCGUGUGGGCACGAAGCAGCCAGAGUGCUGAGAAUCCAGUCAGUCACGUGGACUCGUCCUGUUUCUCUUGCCCAAGGGCUGGGUGAGUCAGCUCUUGGGCAAGGGGGCAGGGGGGGCAUGUUCUCAGUGGACCAGGCACCAAGUAUCUAGAAUGGGCUUCCCCAGUGGCGGCAAGCCACAGCACUGGGAGUGGCACAUAUGGCCUGAAUGUCUCGUUCCUGCUGUUGCUCUGUCUGUGCUGACUCAAAAAAGAACCUGGGCGAAGGGUGGGAUCCCUUUGACAAGGUGUCUGUGGACCAGUUCUGAACAGGCAAGGCCCCGGGGAAAGCCAAGAGUGUUUCCUGGGGGUGGGGUGGGGGUGUCUCUGUGUGCGGCUUAAGCUCUCCUCUCUUGUGUUGUAGCCUGAGAGGUUAACAACUAGCUCUUCUGGCUCCUCAUGCAUCUGUUGCAAAAUGUUGUCUGCCAUCUCUGUGGUAGAAUCAAACUGUGUGGGGUUGCACUGAGUUCUCUUUUUUUUAAUAAUAAAAUAUUCUGAAGUUGA
Messenger RNA from Eublepharis macularius, 2352 nucleotides. It is a transcript of the gene CCDC12, whose product is annotated as coiled-coil domain containing 12. The record is from RefSeq and is a predicted model, not a curated record. The transcript has 8 exons. NCBI's taxonomy places the organism in Eukaryota, Metazoa, Chordata, Lepidosauria, Squamata, Eublepharidae. Gene Ontology annotation, cellular component: post-mRNA release spliceosomal complex; U2-type spliceosomal complex. The coding region runs from base 1 to 675 and encodes 224 amino acids.